AUGGGUUCGUGGAAUUCGGUUUCGAUGGAGGUUUUGUACCAAGUACUUGGAUGGAUUGCCUUCUUCUCGUGGUCCUUUAGCUUCUAUCCUCAAGCUAUCCUCAAUUAUAGGAGAAAAAGUGUUGUAGGGCUGAAUUUUGACUUCUUGGUGCUGAAUGUGACGAAACAUUCAUCUUAUCUUAUAUACAAUGCAUCACUAUUCUUUAGUCCUGUUAUUCAGAGGCAGUACCGAGAAAAGUAUGGAUCUGAUGAGAUGAUUCCUGUAGGUGCAAAUGAUGUUGCUUUCUCAAUACAUGCUGUUAUAUUAACAUUUUUUGGGCUGUUUCAAGUCCUGAUCUACGAUCGUGGAACUCAAAAGGUUUCAAAGACAUGCACUGCAAUUUCUUCAGUGGUAUGGGCUACUGCUCUAGUUUGUAUAAUCACCUCUUGGCCAAAUCAGUCUUGGCUCUGGCUUAUCUCAGUGUUUAACACAAUACAAGUAAUCAUGACUACUAUCAAGUAUAUUCCUCAGGCUUUUAUGAACUUUAAGCGAAAGAGCACUAUUGGCUGGAGCAUUGGAAAUAUCAUACUUGAUCUAGGGGGAGGAGUGAUGAACUUUGCUCAAAUGGGCGUCCAGGCCAUAGACCAAGGUACAUUGGUGAACUUCUAUGGCAAUAUCGGAAAGACUCUACUUUCCUUGGAGGUAAUAUUUUUCGAUCUUAUCUUUAUAUUCCAACACUUUGUGUUCUAUCCCGCAAAGAAAGAAGGAACUGGUCGGACGAUUAUACAAGAACGUACCCCUCUUGUAGCACCUGCAGAUAAAUCUAGAGAAGAUAAUGUUUAAGAGUGUGUCGUAAUUGUUAUGUGAAAAAAGGAAAAUUUGAGCAUCAUGCAGUUAUUAUGCUUAAAUUCUUGUAUGACUUCAGAUUAUGGUAAAGAGUAAAAAGAUCAUGGCAUAAAAGAAAUAAUUCCAAUUGUUGUCUUAUUUUGACAUUGCAUAAAGAGGAGAUGUGAAUUUGUUCUCUCCGUGUAAUAUUCUAGUCAAGCUAAGCAUGCAAACAUAUUUGACAAUGAGUUUGAUAUUUAUGCUUUCUGAAUGUUCCUAAA
Molecule: messenger RNA, 1085 nt
Organism: Asparagus officinalis (garden asparagus)
Lineage: Eukaryota; Viridiplantae; Streptophyta; Magnoliopsida; Asparagales; Asparagaceae
Product: cystinosin homolog
Exons: 8
Coding region: 1-822 (273 amino acids)
Biological process (GO): L-cystine transport
Cellular component (GO): vacuolar membrane
Molecular function (GO): L-cystine transmembrane transporter activity
Source: RefSeq, a predicted model, not a curated record